AUGAUCGGGAUCGCGUCGACGCGCUUCGGCUGCAACUUGGGCAACGUGACGUGCUACUGCACGAACGAGGCGUUCGGCUACGGCAUUCGCGAUUGCGCCAACGAGGCUUGCUCGUCGGACGACGCGGCUGAGGUUAUCUCCUUCGGCACGCAGUACUGCAGGACCGCCCUCCAAAACCCCAGCUCCACGCUCUCCGGCUCCGCUCUCUCUGUCCUCUCCACCGCAUCCGCCACUGGACCCUCUGGCAGCGCCAUCGCGACCGGCGGAUCUGGCGGAAACGCCUCAUCAACUGCGGUUGGUGGAGGCAUGGGCACGCCACUCACCACGCGUCCUCUGACAGAAGUCAUCACCUCCGGCGGCAGCACGAUUACGACCACGACCGGCUCGACCACCAUCUUCGCCGGCAACCUCACCGGCGUGACGACUUCCGCCUUGACCAACGCGCAAGGCCAGACUACCGGCACCACCACAAUCGUCGGCGCUGGUGCUAGCGCUAGCAGCUCAAUGUCAAUGUCAAUGUCGGGCAGCGUCGACACCGUCACUCGGACGACUGCUACCACCGACACCACGACUACGGGCCGGGGCGGCGGCGCGACUGGUGUUGCGGGCAACGGCAACGGAAACGGCAACGGGGGGAACAACAACAACAACAAUAACAACAACAACAACGAUAACGAUAACAACAACAGCGGCUCCCAGGGCGGGUCGAGCUCCUCCACCGGUGGCGCAGCGCUCGCAACAGCAGCCCCCGCCUUCCUCGGCGCCGCGGCGUUCGCUCUGUUGGCCAUAUAA
Messenger RNA from Saxophila tyrrhenica, 792 nucleotides. RefSeq lists its product as uncharacterized. The record is from RefSeq and is a predicted model, not a curated record. The transcript is spliced from 3 exons. The coding region runs from base 1 to 792 and encodes 263 amino acids. Lineage: Eukaryota; Fungi; Ascomycota; Dothideomycetes; Mycosphaerellales; Extremaceae.